AUGCUCUAUUGGCCGGCGAAAUACCUCACGAUAUGGCUGUUAGUAUGCAUCGUGUGUCUACUGCCUCUCGUGGCAGCGGCUAAAGAUUUUUACCGAGUCCUAGGCGUCAAGCCACAUGCAUCCGAACGCGAGAUCAAGUCCGCCUACAGGAAAAAGGCUCGUCACAUGCAUCCAGACAAGCAUCCAGACAAGGCAGAGGCUUUCAUGGAAGUGUCUGAAGCCUAUCAAGUAUUGUCUGAUCCUGAAUUACGCCGCGUGUACGACUCCCAUGGAGCAGACGCAGCUUUGCAGCAUCAAUCACGCAAAGAAAAUGGCCAUGGCGAUCCUUUCGACCUCUUUCGACAGUUCUUUGGUGGUGGCCCUAGCCGCUCAAAUGACCAGACACCGAAGGGUGCUAGCAAAAUAUACCAAGCCGAAAUCUCGCUAUCCGAUCUGUACCUCGGUCGUUCUUUUACACUUGUCCAUGAACGCCAUGUCGUGUGCCCUUCGUGUUUCGGUUCCGGUGCUCACUCAACUGCAGAUAUUCGUACUUGCACACAGUGCCGUGGCUCUGGCGUCCAAAUACUCCGACAGGAAAUCAUGCCUGGCUUCGUAACAAGCAUGCAAUCGACGUGUCCACACUGCCAAGGCCAAGGUCGCAUGAUCGCUCGCACAUGCAGUCGCUGUCACGGUCAAAAGGUUCUACCGGACACAACAGACAUCGAAGUAGAAGUAGAUGCUGGUGCACGCGAAGGUGCUGAGUAUAUCUUUGAAGGCAUGGCCGACCAGGACCCUGAUAUGGACGCUGGCGACGUUAUCGUCAAGGUCCACACGACCACGUCGCCUGGCGACUUCCGUCGCAUGGGCCAUAAUCUCUAUUAUAUCUACACGAUUUCUCUCCAUGACGCUCUCCUCGGCUUCGAUCACACCCUUUCGCAUUAUGACGGUCACCCAAUUCACAUCAAGCGUGCGAGCGUCACACAACCGGGCCAAGUCAUUCGCAUCCCCAGCGAGGGAUUGCCAAUUCCUUAUGAUGAAAAAGACCUGGCACACGGCAAGGAGCACGGCGACUUGUUUGUCGAAUUCCAGGUCAUUCUUCCUCAGGUCCAUGACCACAAGACCCGGAAAUCGCUGGCGUCUCUUCUCGAGCAGCCAAUUGCACACAAGGAUUUAUGA
Molecule: messenger RNA, 1155 nt
Organism: Malassezia globosa CBS 7966
Lineage: Eukaryota; Fungi; Basidiomycota; Malasseziomycetes; Malasseziales; Malasseziaceae
Exons: 1
Coding region: 1-1155 (384 amino acids)
Biological process (GO): protein refolding
Cellular component (GO): cytoplasm
Molecular function (GO): Hsp70 protein binding
Source: RefSeq, a predicted model, not a curated record